Messenger RNA from Apaloderma vittatum (bar-tailed trogon), 1724 nucleotides. RefSeq names its product protein Wnt-3a. Gene Ontology annotation, cellular component: extracellular region. Gene Ontology annotation, molecular function: frizzled binding; cytokine activity. The transcript has 3 exons. Lineage: Eukaryota; Metazoa; Chordata; Aves; Trogoniformes; Trogonidae. The coding region runs from base 336 to 1208 and encodes 290 amino acids. The record is from RefSeq and is a predicted model, not a curated record. Gene Ontology annotation, biological process: neuron differentiation; cell fate commitment; canonical Wnt signaling pathway.
AAAGGAAGGAAGAUAUUAAACAGAGUUUUUUGCCUUGUUGGGCCUGUAGGGAGCUUAAGGAGAGAGGAUGGAUGACAGUGGAAAAGGUGUUUUCCAAAAAGGGAAUGCAGAGGAACGGAUGUUGAUCUUCUGUCCCCAUUCUUGUGAACCAAGUACAAAGGUGAAAGGCAGCCUGACCACAUCUCUUUUUCCUUGUUUUUUUUUUUUUUUUUCUUCUCAGGUCCUUGGCAAUUGGUCACCAGUAUUCCUCCCUGGGGACUCAGCCCAUCCUCUGCGGGAGCAUCCCGGGAUUGGUACCCAAGCAGCUACGCUUCUGUCGGAACUACGUGGAGAUCAUGCCCAGCGUAGCGGAAGGAGUAAAGAUUGGGAUCCAGGAAUGCCAACACCAAUUUCGCGGGAGGAGGUGGAACUGCACAACCGUCAAUGACAGCUUAGCCAUCUUUGGGCCCGUGUUAGAUAAAGCUACCCGAGAAUCAGCCUUCGUCCAUGCCAUUGCCUCUGCUGGAGUGGCUUUCGCAGUGACCAGAUCCUGUGCCGAGGGCUCGGCCACCAUCUGCGGCUGUGACACCCGUCACAAGGGCUCUCCUGGGGAAGGCUGGAAAUGGGGGGGCUGCAGCGAGGACGUGGAGUUUGGGAGCAUGGUGUCUCGGGAGUUUGCAGAUGCCCGAGAGAACAGACCAGAUGCUCGGUCAGCCAUGAACAGGCACAACAACGAAGCAGGAAGGACCUCUAUUAUUGAACUCAUGCAUCUUAAGUGCAAAUGUCACGGCCUCUCAGGCAGCUGUGAAGUGAAGACCUGCUGGUGGUCUCAGCCAGACUUCAGGGUCAUCGGUGACUACCUCAAGGACAAGUACGACAGCGCUUCUGAAAUGGUGGUGGAAAAACAUCGAGAAUCCCGUGGCUGGGUCGAAACCCUCAGGCCCAAAUACAACUUCUUCAAGGCUCCAACUGAGAAGGACCUGGUUUACUAUGAGAACUCACCAAACUUUUGUGAGCCCAACCCUGAGACAGGUUCCUUUGGGACCCGUGACAGGAUCUGUAAUGUCACUUCCCACGGGAUUGACGGGUGCGACCUUUUGUGCUGCGGCCGUGGGCACAACACGAGGACUGAGAAACGGAAAGAGAAGUGUCACUGUAUCUUCCACUGGUGCUGCUACGUCCGCUGCCAGGAGUGCAUACGAGUCUACGAUGUCCACACGUGCAAAUAAAGGAGGCAAAACCCUUCGCUGGGCUCCAAGCGGAGAAACGGAUUUGAGCCUACUUCCUCUGAGGUUGCAGACAUGAGAGAAGUCUACUUUUUUGAUAUUAAAAGAAUAAAAACUUUUUUAAAAAGGCUAAAACUGGUUGGAUAGAAUAGGUCUAAUGACUUCUGGGCUAUCCCGAGGUACAUCUGGCAGUCACACAAGUUACACCCCAAUAGUGCCUCCCGUAGGAGACAGCGGUUUUUCAACUGGCCAGCAAUAUAGAGCUGGAAAGAAGAGCAUCAGCAAAAGCAUGGACUUGCUCUGCUCUCACCCACUUGAAGUGACUCGUGUGAUUAAUUGUCCUUUGAAAGACUUGCAUCUUCCUAAGAAUCUCCUUUUCCCUCAGCCAGGCAGAGGCUGUGCUGGAGAGCAGCACUAAGCUUUCUGAGAUCUAUCUACAUACCCAAAGGGCCAGACUCUGUGUAUAAUAUGAGAAGCAACAACGGCAGCAAAAGAAAUAAAAACAGAUAAAUUAAUGAU